This is a messenger RNA of Vitis riparia (riverbank grape), 1100 nucleotides long. RefSeq lists its product as uncharacterized. The record is from RefSeq and is a predicted model, not a curated record. Gene Ontology annotation, molecular function: polysaccharide binding. Lineage: Eukaryota; Viridiplantae; Streptophyta; Magnoliopsida; Vitales; Vitaceae. The transcript has 2 exons. Bases 84 to 1070 code for a protein of 328 amino acids.
UGUGGAACUCACAACCCAAAAACAGAGCAUCUCUCUCUCUCUCUCUCUCUCUCUCUCUCUCUCUCUCUCUCUCUAAGUUGAUAAUGUUAAGGGAGGCACAACUCGUGGGAGUAGGCCUCAUGACAGUAGUCAUCCAUGCCUGCUUCCUUUCAGUUUGUGUUGCUAAGCAUCACAAGUACCAGAGAUGCAGCCCAUCUUCCUGCGGAGAUAUGAGGAACAUUUCCUACCCUUUUCGAUUACAAGACGAUCCCCCCAGCUGCGGUUACCCUGAGUAUGAAUUGAUUUGUGAAAACAAUCGUACUAUGAUAAACCUUCAUGGUGGGAAAUACAAUGGGAAAUACUUAGUUACCCAGAUCAACUACCAGAAUUAUACAAUUCGGGUAGUGGAUCCUGGGCGAAAGAAGGACAACUGUUGGAUCUCCAGUCCCCUCCAUUCCAUUGGUGCAAGCUACACUGGGAUUGAGUAUGAGUAUGGCUAUGAAUUUCCAUAUUCUGUGCCUCGGCAAUGGAAAUAUGCUAAUUCUCUUGCGCGUUUUGAACCCAUAGUCUAUACAAUAGUUUUGAUCAAGUGCCAGCAGUCAGUCAGUGGUGACAACUACAUUCCUAUAAUUCCAUGCAACACUAGAGGCUCUUCCUCUUCCUCACCAACAUACGCUUAUGCAGUUGUCGGAGACUAUGUGUCGGUGGGAGAUAUUCCGUAUUCAUGCACCAUUGGCACAUCUAUUAUUAUUCAACCAUUGAAGUCACUUCGAGAGCCCAGCAAUCUUUCGAUGUCAGAUUUGCAAGAUUACCUGCUUCUGGGGCUUCAGCUUUCAUAUUUGCCUCAGUUCUGCCACCGCCAAUGCAAAAUGAAAGGGCAAUAUUGCUACGGUAUAGAUUUCACUGCGACUGCCUUUCAAUGCAAGACGCUAUGGAACGAACGUGCCAACCCUGCAGAGAAAAAUUGGCUUUGGAAGUUUAUAACCAAUGAUUUAUUCCUUCCCUUUAUUAGUAAGGCUCCAAUUAGAAGCUGCUUUUCAAUCAAAUCUUUAUUUUUGUCAUUUUUCCUAAUUUUUUACAAAAUUUCCUAAUUCAUUGUUAACAGGGGGGUUACUUUCUCC